CUUCCCUCCUACACUCUUCCCCCCAUCAAUUACUAUAUAAACCCCUCCUCCCUUCCCAGUUUAUAAUCAUCACAAUUUGUUCCCAGUGUGUAUUUUCGUCCACCUUCAGCUCCACGUACCUCCGAUAAAUUCAUUCCUUCUAUAUCAUCCUUUUGUUUUCUCCGGUACUUCUCCUUCUCGAUCGAUCAUCAAAUGGAAAGAAACAAUAUGCGCAGGCAGGUUGCUCUGAUGAGGCAGUCCCUCUUUACUCAGGGAUAUCUGGAUGAACAGUUUGUUCAGUUGGAGGAGCUGCAAGAUGAUACUAAUCCAAAUUUUGUGGAGGAAAUUGCUACAUUGUACUACCGUGAUUCAUGCAGAUCACUCCAAACCAUAGAGCAGGCAUUAGAGAAAACCCCUCACGAUUUCAAUAAGUUGGACAAUCAUAUGCAUCAAUUCAAGGGAAGUAGCUCAAGCAUCGGAGCCAAAAAGGUGAAAGCUGAAUGCCAACAGUUCAGAGAAUAUUGUAGGGCAGGAAAUGGAGAAGGAUGCAUGAGAACUUUCCAACUAUUGAAGAAAGAACAUGCAACUCUGAAAAAGAAGCUUGAGGCUUAUUUUCAGAUGGCAAGGCAAGCUGGGCCAAUUGAGACUGCAAGUCGUCCCAAGUAAGAAGAAACUAAUCAACAUGCAGAAGGUUGUGAUAUAAUCAUGUAGCAAAAUGUUAGGUUGUUGGAUAUUGUGCGUACUACACACACACACACACACACACAUAUAUAUAUAUAUAUAUAUA
Rosa rugosa (rugosa rose) is the source of this 766-nucleotide messenger RNA. RefSeq names its product histidine-containing phosphotransfer protein 4. Gene Ontology annotation, biological process: phosphorylation; phosphorelay signal transduction system; cytokinin-activated signaling pathway. The record is from RefSeq and is a predicted model, not a curated record. Gene Ontology annotation, molecular function: protein histidine kinase binding; histidine phosphotransfer kinase activity. Gene Ontology annotation, cellular component: cytoplasm; nucleus. The transcript has 6 exons. Lineage: Eukaryota; Viridiplantae; Streptophyta; Magnoliopsida; Rosales; Rosaceae. The coding region runs from base 193 to 645 and encodes 150 amino acids.